Messenger RNA from Erigeron canadensis, 444 nucleotides. RefSeq lists its product as uncharacterized. Lineage: Eukaryota; Viridiplantae; Streptophyta; Magnoliopsida; Asterales; Asteraceae. The record is from RefSeq and is a predicted model, not a curated record. The coding region runs from base 1 to 444 and encodes 147 amino acids. The transcript has a single exon.
AUGGCGACAUUACAAAAAAUAAGGUUACUCGCGACACAAUGUGCGGUUGCGCCACCGACAAGAAGUCCGUCGCCGUCAACAAGUCCGGUAAUCCAUCUCCGGCGACGAAAAACGUUACGAAUGUUACUGGGUCGACGGAGAAUGCCGGAAUUUACAGAUCGGAGUGACGUAAACUCAUCGGAAAAUAGAAAAUGUCAUCAUAAUAAUAAUAAUGUGGGUGUGAGAAAAAAGUUGAAGGACUUGCUUGUAUCAUCAUCUCCGCCGUCGCCGCGGCUGCUUGAAGAAAAGGGUUGUGAUGAAAUAAAGCGGUGGGGUGUUGACGGCGGCGGUGGGAUGAUUUUCCGGCGCGGUGGUGGUGGGUUGAGAGGGCGGUUGUCGGGGACGUUACGGCAAAGGUUACUUAGACGAGCAUGGAGGCCUGUACUUGUAACGAUUCCUGAGUGA